UGUUCAGUGUGCCUGUACAGUGACAUAUGCAAGGCCCAAAUCCUUAUCAUUAACUAAAACUAUCUUAUCUUUUAAACAUAAUUUAGUGUUAUUAGGUUUCAGAAGUCUGCUGACUUCAGUGGCAAUAUGCUACCAAUUUUAAGGACAAUUUUGAUUACUCUGAGUUUAAAUACUUGGAUUUUUUGUCAGACAAAGUUCUGCCAACCUUUAGAGGCAUGUUGGCCUAACCAGGAGAUCAUAGAGGAAUUUGUAUCAUCUCUAUCAGAAACUGAAGGCUGUCAUGACUUGCCAACAUUUUCAUCAUAUGAUCAGCAAGGGGAGCCAAUGAAAAAUAUCUGGUAUCCAGAACUAGAAGAAGAAAUCACGCCAUACAAUCUCUUAACUACCAGAAAUAGUAUUUCUGGAAACAAGGCAUACUUUGUAGUUUUAGCUAGAACAGAAGCAGAUGUUAUCAGUUCCAUAAAAUUUGCAAAAUCCCAUUCCAUAGCUCUUUCUGUGUUCAGCACAGGCCAUGAAUUUAAUGACAGAAAUGGUGGACUUGCAACAAAUUCUAUUCUUAUCAGAACAACAUGCCUUAGAACUGCUGAUAUAAACCUAGAACCUUCAACUGUUUUUAAUCAUACUGAAGGUGUUAUUCGUCUGGGAUCUGGAAUGACCUGGAGUUGGAGUAAGUUUGGAGAUGUUGGAGUUCACCAACUAGCUAAUCAGGUAGGAAGAGUUGUUGUAAGUGGGCAUGCAGGAAAUGUUGGUAUUGUAGGCUGGAGUUUGGGAGGUGGUCAUGGUCAGCUUGUUGGAACUUACGGAAUGGGGGUUGAUCAGGUUCUAGAAGUCGAAAUGAUUAUUGCAAAUGGAACAAAGGUUAUUGCAAAUUCAAUGGGCACCACUCAGGUGCUACAAGAUGGCACACAACUCCAAUCAGAGGAUUCAAGCUUGUUUUGGGCCCUGCGAGGAGGAGGUGCAGGCCCAUGGGGAGUGAUCACAGCAAUGAAAAUCAAAUUACAUAAACCUAGAAAUGAUUGCAAGGAAAAUUGCUUCACCCAAUGGCAUGCCUCUUGGGUUGGUAGCUAUGCUGAAGAUGGACCUGAAUUACUGCAAGAGCUAAUCCAUAAUUAUCUUAAAUGGAGUGGAACAUCAAGCAAAUAUUGGAGUUCUUAUGCUUCACCAUAUUCUGUUGAUGAUGAUCAUUUUGGAUUUGCAAUAUUUGAAGCUUUGUUUGUUGGUACUGAGAAGGAUAAUGAUUUUCUUAGUUUCUUUGAAACAUUUUCAUCUGUUCGUCCAGACAAAAUGGUUGAUAUUGGAAGCGAAACAUAUGACACAUUCCUCAAAAAAAUUGAAGAUCAAACGCCAGAAACUGUAAUGCCAAAAUGGGAGGUAGAACCUAUGACAUCAGUUCUUAUGAACUCUUCAUCAGUUGCAAAUACAGCUGCAGCAGAAAUGCUGGCAUAUAACUGGAUCCCAAGAUGCUAUCUUCAAUGGACUCCAUGCAUUGGAGGAAUAUUGUUUAUGCACACAGUUUCAACUGGAGAAGAGGAUGACUAUUACACAGGGACAGCUGUUUCCCCAAUGUUUCGUCAAGCAAAAAUGCAUGUUUCAGCUUUGAGCUACAUUUCCCUAACACAUGAAAUGUCAUUUGAGGAAAAAGUAAAAUUUGCUCAUGAAGAAAUAGGCCCUGAGUUUUACAAAUUUGGCUCUGGCAGUUAUUAUAGUGAAUCUGAAUACUCCUUAGGAAAAGGAGAAUGGCAGACUAGAUUUUGGACCCAAGAUAUCUAUGAUAGACUUCUGGCCAUAAAGAGAGAGUGGGACCCUGAUUUCUUGUUUGGAUGUAAACACUGUGUAGGGGACGAGGAAGAACCUUAGUUUGUUUCUACAUUUUUACAAUAAACAUAUUCCCUUUUUUGA
Messenger RNA from Eurytemora carolleeae, 1899 nucleotides. Its product is annotated as FAD-linked oxidoreductase apf9. The record is from RefSeq and is a predicted model, not a curated record. Gene Ontology annotation, molecular function: oxidoreductase activity; FAD binding. The transcript has 6 exons. Bases 127 to 1857 code for a protein of 576 amino acids. Lineage: Eukaryota; Metazoa; Arthropoda; Copepoda; Calanoida; Temoridae.